AUGUUCAUUCUCUCGCCACUAGGUGCUGUCCUUCUGGCAUCCGGUGUGGUCGCCACUUCUGCGCCCAUAGACGCAAUCAGGGACCGUAUCGCCCCGCUCCUCGCCCGUCCACACGACGAGCUCCUCGCGCUCGGCAGACACACCGUCGUCUACCCCUCCGCCGACCAGUACGGGUACUGGGUCGAGGGCCUGCCCGGCGCGGUGGUGAUUGACUGGUCGGGACCACUGUCAACAGAGGCGGUGGCGCGGUCACGCCCGGCCAUCGCGGACGUGCUGCUCAUGCACCCUCCUCCAUCGAGCGACUCCCAUCUGCAGCUCCCCGAACAGAGGAGGUUUGGAUACGCAUCGGCGCAGCUCGUGCAGCCUGGAGAGGUCUCCUUCCCAGCCCAUGUACCCCGCGAACCUGGAACCGGCUUUGUCGUCGUCCUCCUGAACUCGACCUGCGCAAUGGAGACUGUCGCCCCCAUCGAGUCCUGUGUCUGGGCCGUCUCGCCAGACCAGUUCGAAGUCAAGCCCUACGGCACGCGACUGGCUUACUACCGUGGCUGCAGCAACUCGGGGAAGCGGCGAGACGGGAGUGUGGGGUUUGACGUCUGGGUCGCGUUUGGGCUCACUGCUGUCCUGGGACUCGUCCUCAGCAUGGGUGUUGCGCUCGGCUGGGCCGUGGGGUGGGGUCGGUGGGCGAAGAAGGACGGCUUGCUCGAGGAGGAGUGGGAGGGGAACGGGUACGGCACAGUCACUGAGAGGCGUCUCGCCCGUCACCGCUUCGGCGCUGCUCACCGGCCUCCUGCCUCGCCUUGCCUCGUGCCAAGGCUCCUCCGACCGAGACACCCACCUCUCACUCCUCCACCGGCAUCCGACGGCGCGACCAUGCCUCUCCGCGACACCGUCGCGCGCAUGGGCGCUGCGACGGGAGACCGUCUCAGCAACCUCCUGCACACGCUCGUCUUCUCCCUCCCCACCCCCGACAACGUGACCGGCUCGGCGGCAAACGCAACCACCAAUGCAACGGGCACCCCGGUACCCACCGGUAUCAGUGUCAAGGAGCUCGACAGUGGUCUCGACCCGGGCGUGUCCCGUGCCCUCGCGACUGGGACUGUUGGGCCGCUCUCCUUUGUGGGGUCCGGCUAUGGCAUGAUGCUUGUUGUCAUGGCGAUCCUGCUCAACCGUAUCCACCACAUUGUUCAACGCCCACGUCCUCCACCUCCACCACUCCCUCACCCGCCGACGACAUGGUAUGGCGCAUGGAGGCUGCGUGUAGCACGCACGCUCGUGUCUCCCAACACGCCCCGCUGGCUGCGUGUGCCCGGUUUGCUGGGACUUGUGCGCGCCUGGGUCCUGUUCUCGGUCGUCACGCUCCAGACGGGCGAAAUGUGGCCGUUGGACGCAACUGCCUACCUCGACAAGGCCACACAGGGGUGGUACCUCCAGCCGACGGCUCACCUGCUUGGCACUGGCAUUGACCAUCUCGGGGUGUGGGCUGACAACAAGGAGAUGGGAGCUGUGUGCUGGAACACAUUCCUCAGCGUCUGUGCCGGCCUCGUUUGCGGAGCGCUCGCAAAUGGUCUCGACAGGGCACGCCGCCGCGACGUGGGUGCUGGGUUCAACCUCUUUGGCUUCUCCUUCCUCCUUCACCUCUACUCGUCACCUCUCACGCACAAGACACCGUCGUCCGCUGCCCACUAUGGACGCCCCGAUGUGCACGCGCUCUUCCACCUGUGGCUGGGCUUGACAGAGCUCACCUGGCUGCAAGCGAUCGAGCUCUCGCCGACUCUGCGCCGCAACCAGCUUCUCCCAACAGGUGCUUGCGGAGCGCUCGGCCUCAUCCACUUUGUGUUCACGCUCAUGACCUCGCCGCUCCGUUUCCCGAGCUUUACAUUCGUCACGCACCUUCUUGCGCUCCUCCUCUCGAUUAUCAUCAUCUGCACGAUCAUCCUCCGCGCGUUCACUCACCUCUUCACCCUCGGAUACAUUCCCUCGCCGGUCUGGAGCUCUCUCCUCCCUCACGAAGGCGCGAUUCCGUCGACAGAGGACGACGCCGGUGUGGCCCUCCUCAAGCUUGGCACGGCGUGCAUCGAAGCGACGUCGUACUCUGGCCUCCGCAACGAGCUCGCCCCCGUAGAGCAGUCUGAGCCCUGGGUCCAGCUAUCAGUCCAGGGCUGCGAGCAACUCAUGCGGCCCCAGCACCUUGCCUCUGGCGGUCUCGACACCCGCAUCGACAACAUCCAGGUCACCGAGCUCACCGACCCCAACGCCGAUUCACCAUUCACACGUGAACUGCACAACUUCCGCAAGGCUGUCACGGCGCUCAUCUCGGACGUCUUCUGGACCACAGUACUUGGGACUCCGAUCGGUCGCAAGGCAUACCUGCACGUGUGGCGCGCGUAUCACGCUCGUUGGUGGUACGGCCCGCGCCAGUGGCAGAUCUGGCGUCGCGCAGCCUGGGCUGCUCCUCACCGCAGGAGGCAGGCCCAGCCACCUUUCCUCACGCCUACAGCCAUCGCCGCCAUGGGGUGGUCGAGCGCCAUCCGUCCUGGAAGUAGCAUGUCUCGCCGGGCGCUCCCAGUUCGUAGCGGUACACAAACCCGCGCCGCUUCGGUCCCGGCCGACUACACGUAUGACCAGGUGCUCCGUGGCGAGGUCGUGCUCGAGGACGACGACGACGAGUACGAGUGGGAGAGCCACGCAUCGGGUUCUGAUGACGAGGAUGAUUUGGAAAUUGAGGAGCUCGACGAGCGUGAGCGUGGCCGCGACGGCAGCACAACUCCAUCGCCCCGCGACCGCCUUGUCACUCCCCAAGUCGACCCCGAGGCCGAGUUGGACGACACGGACCCUGUCGCGCUCCAGCCCAUCCUGCUCGCCCACAUGACGACUACCACUUCGUCGCCAAUGACACGCCGCCGCUACCAGGCCAUGAUGUCGUCUCACAAUGGGACUGGUGACGCGUUCCAGGACAUGGUUCUGCGUCGCCGUAACGAACUGGUGGGCGGCACUGCCACCCAGCCUCACAACGAGUGGGAUGAGGAGCGCCGCCGCUCAUGUGUGGUGUGCAUGGUCCAGACUCGCGACAUUAUCCUCUGGCCCUGCCGCUGCAUGCUCAUGUGCAACGAUUGCCGCGAGAGUCUUGCUGCGCGUUUGACGUCCAAGGAGCAGGCGUGCCCCAACUGUCGCACCAAGGUGGAAGGGUACAGCAGGGUCUACCUGCCGUAG
Apiotrichum porosum is the source of this 3210-nucleotide messenger RNA. RefSeq lists its product as uncharacterized. Bases 1 to 3210 code for a protein of 1069 amino acids. The transcript is spliced from 6 exons. NCBI's taxonomy places the organism in Eukaryota, Fungi, Basidiomycota, Tremellomycetes, Trichosporonales, Trichosporonaceae. Gene Ontology annotation, biological process: protein ubiquitination; ubiquitin-dependent protein catabolic process. Gene Ontology annotation, molecular function: ubiquitin protein ligase activity. The record is from RefSeq and is a predicted model, not a curated record.